AUGGGAGCCUGCAUGUCGGCACAAGGCAUCGAGGUCUCGGAAGAGGACAAGCGGCUGCAUCGAGAGGCAGAGAAGAACUUGAAGGAGGCCAAGGUGCAAAUGGCUCGCCAGGUCAAGGUGUUGCUCCUCGGGUCCGGUGACUCUGGAAAGUCAACCAUCCUGAAGCAAAUGCGCCUCAUCCACAGCGUGCCGUUCAACGCCCAGGAGGUCGAGUCCUAUCGGCAGCUCGUCUUCAACAACCUCACUCUCGGUUUCAAGUAUCUGCUCGACGCCAUGGAGGAUAUGAAUCUCGAGGUGUCGGAGGAGAACUUGCCAUAUCUCAGGCUCGUCGAGGAAGCGCAGGACCUUAGGGACAACCAGCCGUUCCCAAAGGAGUUCCAUGAACCACUGCAGAAGCUGUGGGAAGACCCCAGCGUUCAGAAGUGCUGGGACCGUGGCAACGAGGCCGCCAUCCCAGAAAACCUGGCUUACUUCUAUGCUGACCUCAACCGGCUGUUUGAACCGUCGUACCAACCGUCUGAGCAGGAUAUUGUCCAUACCCGGGCACGGACGAUCGGUAUCACUGAAACACGCUUCCAGCUCCGCGACCAUGAGAUGCUGAUGGUCGACGUCGGUGGUCAGAAGAGCGAGCGCCGGAAGUGGAUUCACUGUUUCCAGGACGUCACGAGCAUCUUGUUCCUCGUCAGCCUAAGUGGUUACGACCAAUGUCUGAUUGAAGACAGGGACGCCAACCAAAUGCAAGACGCCAUGACCAUCUGGGAUUCAAUAUGUCACUCGCAGUGGUUCAAGUCGACAUCAAUCAUUCUGUUCCUGAAUAAAUAUGAUCUCUUCCAGAAUAAGAUAAGAUAUUCGGAUAUCAACAACUACUUCCCAGACUACGACGGCGAAUCCGGAGACCCGCAAGCCGGACAGGAGUACUUCAAGAAGCGGUUCGCAAGACUCGCACAGAAGGCCAACCAGAAGGAACGUGAGAUAUACAUCCACAUCACGACUGCUACCGACACCAACAUGCUACGAGUUGUCAUGGCCGCCGUUGAAGGUACGUACCUCUGUCUUCGGCGUUUUUACGAGUUCUGA
Phanerochaete carnosa HHB-10118-sp is the source of this 1077-nucleotide messenger RNA. RefSeq lists its product as uncharacterized. Gene Ontology annotation, molecular function: GTP binding; GTPase activity; G-protein beta/gamma-subunit complex binding. Gene Ontology annotation, biological process: G protein-coupled receptor signaling pathway. The record is from RefSeq and is a predicted model, not a curated record. NCBI's taxonomy places the organism in Eukaryota, Fungi, Basidiomycota, Agaricomycetes, Polyporales, Phanerochaetaceae. The coding region runs from base 1 to 1077 and encodes 358 amino acids. The transcript has 8 exons. Gene Ontology annotation, cellular component: heterotrimeric G-protein complex.